AUGGCCCUGCUGUCCAGAGCCCUGGCCUCCCUACCCACAAUGCCCCGCUGCAUGCUGCGGCCUGGCUACCCUCCGUGGUGUGGCGUAGUAUGUAACCUGCCCUUGGCUUCAUCAUCUCUGGUUGGAAUCUGCAGUAACCUGCCCUUGGCUUCAUCAUCUCUGGUUGGAAUCUGUAGUAGCCUGCCCUUGGCCUCAUCAUCUCUGGUUGUAAUCUUCAGUAACCUGCUCUUGGCUUCAUCAUCUCUGAUUGGAAUCUUCAGUAACCAAGUUGGUGCUAAAAGUGAGAAAGGCAAUGCGGUAGUGAUUGUGAUAGGGGGCGCUGCUGAGUCUCUUCUGAGUCUGCUUGGGGUCAACACUGUGGUUAUGAAGCAGAGGAAAGGCUUUGUCCGGGUGGCUCUGGAGUUUGGUGCUGAUCUGAUGCUUGUCUACUCGUAUGGGGAGAACAAUAUCUUCCACAAGGUGAUCUUCUCAGAUGGCAAUGUGGGCUGGAGGAUACAGCAACUCUUUAAGAAGAUCAUGGACUUUGCCCAGUGUCUGUUCAUGGGUGAACACUGGUUCUGGAUUUCUUACCACUGCCCUGUCACCACUGUUUUGGGUGGUCCUAUCCCAGUGCCAAAAUGGCCUUCCCCCAAUCAGGAGGAAGUGGACCUCUAUCAUGACCUCUACAUGGAGGCCCUAGCCAAGCUCUUGGAUGGACACAAGGCCAGCUGUGGACUCUCAGACAGCCACGAGCUGCAGAGCAUGAAGGCCAAUCAUUAA
Messenger RNA from Oncorhynchus masou masou (cherry salmon), 759 nucleotides. RefSeq names its product diacylglycerol O-acyltransferase 2-like. NCBI's taxonomy places the organism in Eukaryota, Metazoa, Chordata, Actinopteri, Salmoniformes, Salmonidae. The coding region runs from base 1 to 759 and encodes 252 amino acids. The transcript is spliced from 5 exons. Gene Ontology annotation, cellular component: endoplasmic reticulum membrane. Gene Ontology annotation, biological process: triglyceride biosynthetic process. Gene Ontology annotation, molecular function: diacylglycerol O-acyltransferase activity. The record is from RefSeq and is a predicted model, not a curated record.